Molecule: messenger RNA, 1015 nt
Organism: Homo sapiens (human)
Lineage: Eukaryota; Metazoa; Chordata; Mammalia; Primates; Hominidae
Gene: RBIS
Product: ribosomal biogenesis factor
Exons: 5
Coding region: 201-503 (100 amino acids)
Biological process (GO): ribosome biogenesis
Cellular component (GO): nucleolus
Source: RefSeq, marked validated
CUAGACGCCGUACGUGCCAGAUGGUGUUACCUGGAGCUUAAAAAGCUGCACGCAAGUGUUAAACUUCUGUAGGAGGAAUACUGUUGGCGUUCAAAAGCAUUGCUGUUUCAGUUAAGUAGUUCCUUAAUUACUUACAAUGUAGUAAGGCUACAUUGAAGGAAGAUAUAAAUUUCAGUCAAGACUACGACUGAGCAAAGACAAUGGCCAAGAACAAAUUAAGAGGGCCGAAGUCCAGGAAUGUAUUUCACAUAGCCAGCCAAAAAAACUUUAAGGCUAAAAACAAAGCAAAACCAGUUACCACUAAUCUUAAGAAGAUAAACAUUAUGAAUGAGGAAAAAGUUAACAGAGUAAAUAAAGCUUUUGUAAAUGUACAAAAGGAACUUGCACAUUUCGCAAAAAGCAUUUCACUUGAACCUCUGCAGAAAGAACUGAUUCCUCAGCAGCGUCAUGAAAGCAAACCAGUUAAUGUUGAUGAAGCUACAAGAUUAAUGGCUCUGUUGUAAUAUACUGGUGAUGCAUCUAAUUCUCCACAAAGACCAAUAAAUUGAAUGUUUUAUACAAUUUUAUUUUUAAAAAUCUUGUUAAUGUACAGGCAUUGGCACAUUUUAAAAACAAACUACAUAAACAGAUCUUUCCUAUAACCUAGGAAAGUGGAAUGUCAGAAGUCAACAAAAUGUGAUAAACUUAAAGUGCUAAAACAGAAGGCACUUCACAAAAUCUGUUCACUGAAACAGUUAUAUAUCCUCGUUUACAUCCUUCACUUUACAAGUGGCAGUGAACGUCUGUUUGGAUAGAAGGACAUACAGAAAUACAGGCAGUUUAGUGGCAGUAAAAAUAUAAGACAAGUAAUGAGUCCUUGGCCAACUUGUUUUUGAUGACCUGUAGUGUCCUUUAACUUUCCUCCUUAAGAAGAAAAAACAGAAGGAUUCACAAUUAGAAGAAAAGUUGAAAUCCAGAAUAUAGUUACUUUUGGGAGUGGGGACGUUUGUGGAUAUUAAAUCACUUAUCCCCUAAA